UAAACCCAGAUCUUAGUUCUCUUUUGUGCUACUGGCUGCGCUAGAAUUUAGGACGUACCGAUGCUAUUAUUAUUAUUACACGUAACACGCAUUGGCUCGCGAAUGUUUAAUUUAUUUAAAUAUAAAAUAUAAAUUUAUUUAUUUAAAAUUAGCAGUCAUAAAAAAAAUGGGAAGGUGUUGUGCUGUUCAUGGUUGUGUUAGUGGCCGAAUGGCAAGUAAAAGUGUACGAAAAGUGGCUUUAUUUAAAGUACCAAAAGAUGUAGAAUUGCGUAAUAAAUGGAUUUCUGCUCUGGGCCAAGAAUUGAAAGCUACCAGUUUUAUUUGUGAAUUACAUUUUAAUCCAGAGGAUGUGAUUAAAAGUGAUCGAGAGAUUUUGAAAGAUGGUAGUAUAUACGUGUAUGAAUAUCAGAAAGUUCAUUUGAAGAAGAAAGCUGAGCCAAAGUCAAAUAUUAUUAAUGACAGCAAUGACAAUAAUAAUAGCUUGUUAUCAGAUAAUGAGCUUCCAAACACUUCUGAUAUAAUUGACCACGCAAUAAUUGGUGACUGUAGUUUUAAUUCAGUUGAAACAAGUACCGUUCAUGAAAUUAUAAAUGAAGUAGUUAAACCUGAAAAUAUAAAUUUAGUAAACACGAAUUUUCCUGACGGUGCAAAUACUGCUAUUGAAAAUGACAAUUUGCUGGUUAUAAAUAAGACUGAGGAGUUUUCUUUUUAUUCAAUCAAAGAAAUUUUUGAAACUCAGCCACUACGUAAAAAUUGGAGUUGGACAUUCAUAAAAAAUUCUUUUAUUUCGUUGUCAUAUAUAAGCUCGAAACUGGAAUUAGUUUGUCAUAUAAAAAUUGAUAUGGAUUUAAAUGUAACGAUAAUGAAUGCAAAAACUAAUAUCGUUAUUGAUAUGAAUGUAAAUAUCUCAUCAAUUGCUUGUAUUUGGCAGUUAUUAAUAUCUUUAGAAAAUAGCUUUUUCUGCAGUGGAACUGGAUACAAUGACAAGAAAUGUUCAGUCACUUGUACAGGUAUAUUAUUGCCGGAGGAAAGGUAUAAAAAAAAAGUUGUGGAGUACAGAUGUAUUACUUGCCGAAAAUUGAGACGUUUGAUUCAAAAACGUAAGACGGAGACAACAAAUAAUGAUGCUCGAUGGAUGAAUUUCAAACAUCGCUAUAUUUUACAACGCAGAAAGCUUAAUCGGGUUGUUCACACGGGCUCUUUCAAACACUGUGAAUUUGAAAAAGCGUGAUAUAUUUAUGUAUGUGCUUGAAGUUUAAAACUUAAUACACAAAAAAGGAUCCAAUGUGACUGCAGGAGAAUUAUUAGGUUCAUUAAUGCAGACCAGAUAAUCGUUUGAAGCAUGCAAUGU
Molecule: messenger RNA, 1351 nt
Organism: Microplitis mediator
Lineage: Eukaryota; Metazoa; Arthropoda; Insecta; Hymenoptera; Braconidae
Exons: 5
Coding region: 167-1231 (354 amino acids)
Molecular function (GO): sequence-specific DNA binding
Source: RefSeq, a predicted model, not a curated record